GGGGGAAAGCGCCCCGAAGACUAAUGCAGAAAAUCAAUAAGAACGUGGUCCUGGCGCUCCUUUCUCUGACCAGCCUGGUUUUCCUCCUUUUCCAGUUGUACUAUUACAAGUUCUACCUAUCGCAGAAGAAUGGAGUGGUUUUUUCCAAAGUCAGAGGAAGCCAGUCAGGCCAGGACAGCACUAGAUGGCACGUAGUUAGGAAGUUUCUAGGCUUAAUAUCCAGUCACAAUAUACCAGUGUAUUUGAUCGAUCCUUUGAUUCUGGGACUGGUUAAUAAAGACAUUGAACAGAUCAGAAGUUCUCCUGAUGGCCCUAGUCCAGAAUGCAAGUACUUUUGUGCUCCAAGAGACUUUACUACAUUUGCUCUACUGGACAAAACUUGGAAACAUGAAGUGGGCCUUUUUAGAACUGCUGAGAAAAUGGGGUUCCAAUGGCUAAAGAUUAUAAAUAAGGACCCCCGCUUGGAUGGGAUGGAUGACCUGUCUGGUAUUGAAAUUCCCUUGCACUACAUAUUUAAACUGGCAUCUCAUGCCAUUCACCUGGUGGUCUUCUAUGAGAGGAGUGGCAAUUAUCUCUGGCAUGGUCCCCUGAGACUCAAGCAAUAUAUGGACAGAAAAUUUGUGCCUUUCCGGAAACUCCACUUUGGUCGCUACCCCGGAGCAUAUGAAAAGCCAGAACUUGUGCUUGUUUCCAUUGAUGACUUAAAAGUUCAAAUUCCAAAAAAUCCAUCCAGUUUUCUAGAGGAGAUGUCACACUCUAGAUUUCUCGAAUGUAGGUACAGAGAAGCCCGGGCAUUCUUUCAGCUGUAUCCUGAUGAUGCCUCUCUUGAUGCAGUGGAGUUCAGAAAAAAAGCAAAAUCAUUGCUCCAUCUGGCUGCCCUGACAUUGAAUAACUUAGGAGUAAAGUUCUGGCUGAGCAGUGGAACAUGUCUUGGCUGGUAUAGACAGUGCAGUGUUAUUCCUCACAGCAAAGAUGUGGAUUUGGGAAUCUUUAUAAGGGACUACAAAGCAGAUAUCAUUCCAGCUUUUCAGAAAGCAGGGUUAUGGCUGAAGCACAAAUUUGGCAAGGUAGAAGACAGCUUGGAACUCUCUUUCCAGGGAGAUGAUGAUGUGAAACUUGAUAUUUUUUUCUUUUAUGAAGAGGGUAACCACAUAUGGAAUGGAGGAACUCAGGCCAAGUCGGGGAAGAAAUUUAAGUAUCUCUUUCCAAAGUUUACUCUCUGUUGGACUGAGUUUGUAGAACUCAAAGUACACGUGCCCUGUGAAUCACUUCAGUAUGUUGAAGCCAACUAUGGUCCAGGCUGGAAGGUUCCUGUGAAGAUCUGGGACUGGAAGAGCUCACCAUCCAAUGUGCAAUACAAUGGUGUCUGGCCUGUUGAUGAAUGGGAUGAUGUUAUUCAAAUCUACUGACCACCUGACUACUAAUAGAGUGUGCCUGCUGUCCUUGAAAGUCAGUUUGUGAUUUCCUAUUUUCCAAAGGCAUCAAGAUCUGUUCCUUUUGUUAACUUCUGUUUAGUAAGGAGAUGUUUAUCUUUUUUUGCUUAACAGGUAUUUUGUCAUGCAUUUUCCAGGGAGUUAAAGGAAAAGAUUAAAGGCAGCUGAAGAGAAAGGAAGCUGAAAGAAAAGCUGCACAAAGGGAAGAGAGAAGAAAUAUUGCAGUAAACUUAUGGGUGGUUGACUAUUUAAAUGUAAACAGGGACCAGGUAGCUUAGGCUUUCCUGGGAUCAUCAAAACUUUGGGACUGUUUACUUCUCAGGCUUAACAGAGGUAUAGGAUGGAAGAAUCCCAGAGAAGUUCCUCUUUUUUUCAGGAGAUCCUGUGAAUAACUUUUAAACACCAGAGUUAUGAGUACCUCAAACGUGCUUGAUUUGAGACUGCUAUAUCCCUACAAGAUGCAACAGGUUGCUCCUGGGAGUGGAAUGUUUCUAUUACACAGAACGCAUGCAACCCACAUGUAGUUUCUAUUACACAGCACAUGCUUUACAUGUAGGAGGUAUUGGAUAACGGUGUAAUGUGGAAUGAAUGGAAGGAGAAACUAUACAUCCUACAUCUUCCAAUAACAGUUGGGGGUUUUUGUGAACCAACCACUACAGGCAGUUACGACAGGGAAUGUUACCUUUUUUUUUGUCUUUCUUUCUUUUCCUUUUAAAGAACAUGAAGGUGUAUGCCACAGGGAUGUCUUUCCCAUGAAAAAAUAAAUAUUAUGGUUUUGAUGUCUCAAUGUGUUCUCCACACACACACAAAAAGUUUUGACUAGAUCUUAGAAAAAUAGAACUAUCCCUGCUUUCUUAUAAGUAAAUAGAAAAGGGGGUAUUGAUAGUUUCUUUUUAACGUGGGCUCACAGAACAGAGAUCUCAGAAUCAUAUAUCUUUUCUCUAAGCGUAAGCAGAAGUGUGUACAAAUACCAACGUUCAGAUUUGCAGUAUGAUGAUUGUAAGUGAAGUGGUAGUGUAACAUUAGGCUUUGGCUGGGGAGACAGUGGAAGACUCGCAACUCUCUCCUGCUUUUGCUGGUGCUUUUGAUCAGUGAAAUAAGCUUUCUUCAGUAUUUUGGAGAGGGAUAAUAGCUUUCGUAUAAGCAUGUGUGUCCAAAUUUGAUCUAGUGUUGCUGUGCAAGGAAGGCAAGGGCACUAGAGCUGCUAGUGAGUUAUGACUGUAAUACAUGCUACAGACAGGAGUACUUGUGAACCAGUGUUGUUACUGAAUGAAGCUCAUGUUUUACUUGCAACAAACCUGUAUCCAUUCUUUCUUUGCUAAUGCAGAAAGGCUAUCUACAGGUCGCAGCUUUUCCACCUUUCACUGGGUAGAGGUAAAUUAACUCUGUGGUUUGCAUUCUGUUGAUCGGUGGUUUUCAGCUGUGUAUUCAAGUGUGUACAGUUCUGGAGAGAUGAAGUAGCUACUGCUUUGUGGUGGUUUUACUACUGCAUCAUUUCAGGUGCACUCUGGGGCUUCCCUGCUGUUUUCAUCCUGGGGGGCGCUGUAUGCUUUUUCCUGCCAAUCCUCUUAGUUUCAGUGGUCUCUUGCCACUGAAGCACUGAAGUAAAUUACUCAGCUUCUGGCAACAACUUGUCACACUGGCUCUUCAGUUGGUAUGGUACCUUUGUUAGCUUUGUCUAAUUAAGGAGAGAUGUAAAAUCCUGCUACUGCCAUUACGUCAUAAACACUACAUCAUAAGGGAGAGUUUCUCAGGUAGAAUUAUUUAUAUUUUUUCCUUCUAUAAGCCUGUUUUUCAAAUGUGAUAGGUGUUUAAGAGUGAAAGAAAAGAUACUCUCAGAAAAUUACCUGUCAAAUUUUUUACUUUGUAGAUGCAAAGACUAAUGAAAGGGAGGAUGUCUUUAGUUGAUUAUACCUUUAAGUUAUUCUUCAGGUGAAAAUAUUUUCUCUUCAGAAGAUACAAGUGUAUAUUUAACACUGAUUAAAAGAAUAAGAGUAAUUUGCAACUCAGGA
This is a messenger RNA of Athene cunicularia (burrowing owl), 3445 nucleotides long. It is a transcript of the gene FKTN, whose product is annotated as fukutin. Gene Ontology annotation, cellular component: Golgi membrane. The record is from RefSeq and is a predicted model, not a curated record. The coding region runs from base 24 to 1409 and encodes 461 amino acids. The transcript is spliced from 9 exons. NCBI's taxonomy places the organism in Eukaryota, Metazoa, Chordata, Aves, Strigiformes, Strigidae.